GGACUGGGAAGACUGGCUCUCCGGAGCAGGAAGCCAGGCCGCAGGCAAAGGAGGCUGCGGGGCCCCUCGCUGGAGAGGCAAACAGGAAGGACUGCCCCCUGAGCCCUGGGUCCCCGGCCCGGGAAUCGCCGCCACCGCAGAGCCGCAGCUCCCGGCCGAGGGUAAGGAGACGAGCCGGGAGCGGGCGGCCAGGGGAGAGUUCCGCGGGCCCCGUCACCCGGUCCCAGGCGAGCCCCGCCUCCCGGGCUCCCGCGGCCGCGAUGAAGGCGGGCUCGGGGGAUCAGGGGAGCCCCCCGUGCUUCCUGCGCUUCCCGCGGCCCGUGCGGGUGCUAAGCGGCGCGGAGGCCGAGCUCAAGUGCGUGGUGCUGGGGGAGCCGCCGCCCACUGUCGUGUGGGAGAAGGGCGGGCAGCCCCUGGCGGCCUCGGAGCGCCUGAGCUUCCCGGCGGACGGCGCCGAGCACGGCCUGCUGCUGAGCGGCGCGCUGCCCACCGACGCGGGGGUUUACGUGUGCCGCGCCCGCAACGCGGCUGGAGAGGCCUAUGCAGCGGCUGCCGUCACCGUGCUGGAGCCGCCGGCUCCCGAGCCCGAGCCCCAGCCCGCCGAGCGCCCGCUGCCGCCGCCCGGGGCCGGAGAGGGCGCCCCGGUGUUCCUGACGGGGCCCCGGUCCCAGUGGGUGCUGCGGGGGGCGGAGGUGGUGCUGGAAUGCCAGGUGGGGGGCCUCCCCGAGCCCACGCUGUACUGGGAGAAAGACGGGAUGGCGUUGGACGAAGUGUGGGACAGCAGCCACUUCGCGCUCGAGCCGGGCCGCACCGAGGGCCGCCCAGGAGCGAGCCUGGCGCUGCGCAUCCUGGCGGUGCGGCUGCCGGACUCGGGCGUCUACGUGUGCCACGCCCGCAACGCGCACGGCCACGCGCGGGCCGGCGCGCUGCUGCAGGUGCACCAGCCCCCCGAGAGCCCGCCCGAGGACCCCGACGAGGUCCCCAAGCCCGUGGUGGAGCCACUCAAGUGUGCGCCCAAGACCUUCUGGGUAAACGAGGGCAAGCACGCCAAGUUCCGCUGCUACGUGAUGGGCAAGCCUGAGCCCGAGAUCGAAUGGCACUGGGAGGGCCGCCCGCUGCUCCCCGACCGCCGUCGCCUCAUGUACCGCGACCGCGGUGGCGGCUUCGUGCUCAAGGUGCUCUACUGCCAGGCCAAGGACCGCGGCCUCUACGUGUGCGCCGCUCGCAACUCGGCGGGCCAGACGCUCAGUGCUGUGCAGCUGCACGUCAAAGAGCCCCGCUUCCGCUUCACCAGGCCCCUGCAGGACGUGGAGGGCCGGGAGCAUGGGAUUGCAGUGCUGGAGUGUAAAGUCCCCAACUCCCGCAUUCCCACGGCCUGGUUCCGCGAGGACCAGCGGCUGCUGCCCUGCCGCAAGUACGAGCAGAUCGAGGAGGGCGCCGUCCGGCGCCUCAUCAUCCACAGGCUGAAAGCGGAUGACGAGGGCGUCUACCUGUGCGAGAUGCGUGGCCGGGUGCGCACCGUGGCCAACGUGACGGUCAAAGGGCCCAUCCUGAAGCGCCUGCCCCGGAAGCUCGACGUCUUCGAAGGAGAGAACGCGGUGCUGCUGGUGGAGACGGGCGAGGCUGGGGUGGAAGGGUGCUGGACCCGAGAUGGGGAGGACCUGCCUGCCAUCUGCCAGAGCAGCUCCGGCCACAUGCAUGCCCUGGUCCUGCCAGGGGUCACCCGAGAGGAUGCUGGCGAGGUCACCUUCAGCCUGGGCAACUCCCACACCACCACUCUGCUCAGAGUCAAAUGCGUCAAGCACAACCCUCCUGGCCCCCCGCUGUUGGUGGAGAUGUUUAAGGGCCACAAGAACACGGUCCUACUGACCUGGAAGCCUCCCGAACCAGCUCCUGAGACCCCCUUCAUCUACCGGCUGGAGCGGCAGGAAGUGGGCUCAGAAGACUGGAUCCAGUGCUUCAGCAUUGUGAAAGCUGGCGCUGUGGAGGUGCCCGGAGACUGUGUGCCCUCCGAGGGCGACUACCGCUUCCGCAUCUGCACCGUCAGCGAACACGGCCGCAGUCCCCACGUUGUGUUCCACGGGUCUGCUCACCUCGUGCCCACAGCUCGCCUGGUGGCUGGUCUAGAGGACGUGCAGGUAUAUGACGGGGAAGAUGCCGUCUUCUCCCUUCAUCUCUCCACCAUCAUCCAGGGCACCUGGUUCCUUAAUGGGGAAGAGCUCAAGAGUCAUGUGCCAGAGGGCGAGGUGGAGCCUGGGGCCCUGCGGUACCGUGUGGAGAAGAAGGGCCUGCAGCACAGACUCAUCCUGCAAGCUGUCAAGCACCAGGACAGCGGGGCCCUGGUCGGCUUCAGCUGCCCAGGCGUGCAGGACUCAGCCGCCCUCACCAUCCAAGAGAGCCCGGUGCACAUCCUGAGCCCCCAGGACAAGGUGUCGUUGACCUUCACGACCUCGGAGAGGGUGGUGCUGACCUGUGAGCUCUCCCGGGUGGACUUCCCAGCGAGCUGGUACAAGGACGGGCAGCGGGUGGAGGAGAGUGAGUCGCUGGUGGUGAAGCUGGAUGGACGCAAACACCGCCUGAUUCUGCCCGAGGCCCAAAUCCAGGACAGCGGCGAGUUUGAGUGCAGAACGGAAGGGGUCUCAGCUUUCUUCAGCGUCACGGUCCGAGACCCCCCAGUGCACAUCCUGGACCCCCGGGAGCACGUGUUUGUGCAUGCCAUAACAUCGGAGUGCGUCAUGCUGACCUGUGAGGUGGACCGGGAGGGCGCCCCGGUCCACUGGUACAAGGACGGGCAGGAAGUGGAGGAGAGUGACUUCGUGGUGCUGGAGAACGAGGGGGCCCAUCACCGCCUCGUGCUGCCUGCUGCCCAGCCUCCGGACGGGGGCGAGUUCCAGUGCGUUGCUGGGGACGAACGCGCCUACUUCACUGUCACCAUCACAGACGUCUCCUCGUGGAUCGUGUACCCCAGCGGCAAGGUGUACGUGGCAGCCGUGCGCCUGGAGCGCGUGGUGCUGACCUGCGAGCUGUGCCGGCCCUGGGCUGAGGUGCGCUGGACCAAGGAUGGUGAAGAGGUGGUGGAGAGUCCGGCGCUGCUCCUACAGAAGGAGGACACCGUCCGCCGCCUGGUGCUGCCCGCCGUCCAGCUGGAGGACUCCGGCGAGUACUUGUGUGAAAUCGAUGAUGAGUCGGCCUCUUUCACCGUCACUGUCACAGAACCCCCAGUCCGCAUCAUAUACCCCCGGGACGAGGUGACCUUGGUCGCCGUGAGCCUGGAGUGUGUGGUGCUGAUGUGUGAGCUGUCUCGGGAGGACGCCCCCGUGCGCUGGUACAAGGAUGGGCUGGAGGUAGAGGAGAGCGAGGCCCUGGUGCUGGAGAGUGACGGGCCCCGCCGCCGCCUGGUGCUGCCCGCUGCCCAGCCGGAGGACGGGGGCGAGUUCGUGUGUGACGCCGGAGAUGACUCAGCCUUCUUCACUGUCACCGUCACAGCCCCCCCAGAGAGGAUUGUGCAUCCAGCAGCUCGCGCCCUGGACCUGCAGUUCGGGGCUCCAGGGCGUGUGGAGCUUCGCUGCGAGGUGGCCCCAGCUGGAUCCCAGGUGCGCUGGUACAAGGAUGGGCUGGAGGUGGAAGCAUCAGACGUCCUGCAGCUGGGUGCUGAGGGGCCCAUUCGCACCCUGACCCUGCCCCAUGCCGAGCCUGAGGACGCCGGGGAGUAUGUGUGUGAGACUCAUGAUGAAGCUGUCACCUUCAAUGUCAGCCUGGCUGGUGGGCGCUCCUGGCCAGCCCAGGGGAGGGGGGAGGCGGGGCGUUACCGAGUCAACACCACCGCCUCUCUCUGUCCAGAGCCCCCUGUCCAGUUCCUUGCCCCAGAGGCAGCCCCCAGCCCGCUCUGUGUGGCCCCCGGGGAUCCGGUGGUGCUGAGCUGUGAACUGUCCAGGGCUGGCGCCCUUGUCUUUUGGAGCCACAACGGGAGGCCAGUUCAGGAGGGCGAGGGCCUGGAGCUCCAUGCUGAGGGCCCCCGCCGCAUCCUCUGCAUCCGGGCUGCAGACCCGGCCCAUGCGGGCCUCUACACCUGCCAGUCCGGGGCAGCCCCGGGGGCUCCCAGCCUCAGCUUCACUGUCCAAGUGGCUGAGCCCCCUGUGCGGGUGGUGGCCCCCGAGGCGGCCCAGACCAGGGUUCGCAGCACCCCAGGCGGGGACCUAGAGCUGGCAGUGCACCUCUCCGGGCCGGGGGGCCCUGUGCGCUGGUACAAGGACGGGGAGCGCCUGGCGAGCCAGGGGCGGGUGCAGCUGGAACAGGACGGGGCCAGGCAGGUGCUGCGGGUGCGGGGGGCACGGAGCAGGGACGCUGGGGAGUACCUGUGCGACACGCCCCAGGACAGCCGCAUCUUCCUCGUCAGUGUGGAAGAACCACCGCCAGUGAAGCUGGUCUCAGAGCUGACACCCCUAACUGUCCACGAGGGUGAUGAUGCCACAUUCCGGUGUGAAGUCUCCCCACCAGAUGCCGAUGUCACCUGGCUGCGCAAUGGGGCUGUUGUCACCCCAGGGCCCCAGCUAGAGAUGGCCCAGAAUGGGUCAAGCCGCACCUUGACCCUGCGAGGCUGCCAGCUUGAGGACGCAGGGACCGUGACUGCCCGAGCAGGGGGCACAGCCACAAGUGCCCGGCUCCAUGUUCGAGAAACGGAGCUGCUGUUCCUGCGGCGCCUGCAGGAUGUGCGGGCGGAGGAAGGCCAGGACGUGUGCCUCCAAGUGGAGACUGGCCGAGUGGGUGCAGCAGGGGCCGUGCGCUGGGUGCGAGGGGGGGUGCCCCUCCCCCCCGACUCCCGCCUGGCCACAACGCAGGAUGGCCAUGUCCACCGCCUCCUCAUCCACGGCGUUGUACCAGCUGACCAGGGCACCUAUGGCUGCGAGAGCCACCACGAUCGCACCCUGGCCAGGCUCAGCGUCAGGCCAAGGCAGCUAAGGGUGCUGCGGCCUCUGGAGGAUGUGACCAUCACGGAGGGGGGCAGCGCCACCUUCCAGCUGGAGCUAUCCCAGGAGGGCGUGACCGGGGAGUGGGCCCGGGGCGGCGUCCGGCUGCAGCAGGGGCCCACGUGCCAAAUUCACACAGAGGGCCACACUCACCACCUGGUACUCAGUGGCCUGGGCCUGGCCGACUCCGGCUGCAUCUCCUUCACCGCGGAUGCCCUGCGCUGUGCGGCCAGACUCACUGUGAGAGAGGCCCCAGUGACCAUUGUGCAGGGGCCACAGGACCUAGAAGUGACCGAGGGCGACACAGCUACAUUCGAGUGCCAGCUUUCCCAGGCCUUGGCUGACAUCACCUGGGAGAAGGACGGGCGGCCUCUCACUCCCAGCCCUCGGCUCAGGCUCCAGGCCCUUGGCACACGCCGUCUUCUCCAGCUGCGGCGCUGCGGUCCCAUGGAUGCCGGAACCUACAGCUGCACCGUGGGGAUGGCCCGCGCCGGGCCCGUCCACCUGGUGGUGCGCGAGCGCAAGGUGUCUGUGCUCUCGGAACUCCGGUCGGUGCACGCUCGAGAAGGCGACGGAGCCACAUUCGAGUGCACCUUGUCGGAGGUCGAGACCACCGGGAACUGGGAGCUUGGAGGCCGCCCGCUGAGACCCGGAGGGCGCAUCCGCAUCCGACAAGAAGGAAAGAAACACUUUCUGGUGCUGAGCGAGCUGUGCGCGGAGGACGCUGGUGAGGUCCGCUUCCAGGCGGGACCCGCCCAGUCUGUGGCUCAGCUGGAGGUGGAGGCACUGCCUCUCCAGAUGUGCCGCCGCCCCCCUCGCGAGAAGUCGGUUCUGGUCGGCCGUCGGGCGGUGCUGGAGGUGACCGUGUCCCGCUCGGGGGGCCAAGUGUGCUGGUUGCGGGAGGGGGUCGAGCUGUGCCCGGGAGACAAGUAUGAGCUGCGCAGCCAUGGCGCCACCCACAGCCUGGUCAUCCAUGACGUGCGACCUGAGGACCAGGGCACCUACUGCUGCCAGGCCGGCGCAGACAGUGCCUACACACAGCUGCUGGUGGAGGGUAGCUAGGAGGACCGAACCCGGCCAGGCGGGUGCCCUUGGACAGCGUGGAAGGCGCAUGCCCUUACCCUGGGAAGGGGUGGGAGGGAGGGGAACCGGAAGUAUUGGGAGACAAUAAAAGUGGUACGG
Sus scrofa (pig) is the source of this 6149-nucleotide messenger RNA. NCBI's taxonomy places the organism in Eukaryota, Metazoa, Chordata, Mammalia, Artiodactyla, Suidae. The record is from RefSeq and is a predicted model, not a curated record.